UGCGGAAACAAACGAUAGCCACAUAUGAUUGAGGACAACAUUUCAAAUGAAGCUCCUUUCCCUCCUCCACCCCACGUCCCCUGCGCCAGCGAGAGCAAAACGGACGCUCGAGACCGCUCCCACGCCGUCUCUCCGUCACCGUCGCCGCUCGUCUUCCACCGGAGCUCCGGCCGUUCGAACCCCUCGAGAGCGGAGGCGAGAAGCGUUGCCGAAACGGCUGCUCUCCCUGCUGCGAAGGCACGGCGGGAGCCGCCGGGUCGCGCUGCAGGUUCACGGUCGCGUCGUCGCUUCUGGGUUGCUGCUCCGAGAGCAGUCUUCCUCGUCUGCGGCGACGCUUCUCUUCAACGCCCUUCUGCGUUGUUAUGCGCUUGAUCGGUUCCCUCUUGAAGCUUUCUUGCUCUACAAAGACAGCCAAAGCGGCGUUCUUUCUGCCUCCUCCUCUGUUUCCUUCAAUAGCUUCACGUACACUUUCCUUCUCAACUCUUGCGUCGGCUUGGGCUGCACCGUUCCAGGAGUUCAGCUCCAUGGGCUGACUCUGAAGCUGGGUUUUGAGUCCCAUGUCUACGUGCAAACGGCUUUGGUUUAUAUGUACGUGGCUUGUGGGUCUGUAGGUGAGGGGGGGAAAGUGUUCGACGGUAUGCCCGAGAGAAACCCUGUUACGUGGAACGUCUUGAUCAGUGGUUUGACGAAAUGGGGUCGCCUUGACCUUGCUCGUUCGCUCUUUGAGGAGAUGCCCGUGCGGACUGUUGUUUCCUGGACUGCAAUAAUUGAUGGUUACACACGAACGAAUCGGCCUAAUGAAGCCAUUCAUCUGUUUAGAAAAAUGGUCACGGAUGAUGGUAUUACCCCGUCUGAGAUAACUAUGCUGACCAUCUUUCCAGCCAUUGCCAACAUUGGGUCUGUGAAAGUUUGCCAAUCUGCUCAUUGCUAUGGUGAGAAAAGAGGAUUUAAUUCAUCCGAUAUUCGUGUUGUGAAUUCCCUUAUUGAUUUGUAUUCCAAAUGUGGAUGCAUUAUGAGUGCAUCAAAAUUCUUCGAGGAGAUAAUGGAUGCGAGGAAAAAUUUGGUAUCGUGGACAUCAUUAAUUUCUGCAUUUGCAAUGCAUGGUAUGGGAGAGGAAGCUGCUCAGAGUUUUGACAGAAUGGAGAGUGGUGGUUUGAAGCCGAACCAAGUGACUUUCUUGAGCGUUUUGAAUGCUUUCAGUCAUGGAGGGUUGGUUGAAGAAGGGUUAAGAUUUUUCAAGAAGAUGGUUAAUGUCUAUCAACUUGUGCCAGACAUUAAGCACUAUGGGAGUUUGGUAGACAUGCUAGGAAGGGCAGGGAGGCUGAAAGAAGCGGAAAAAGUCGCUCUGGAGGUUCCUGGAGAGAUUGCCAAUGUGGUCAUAUGGAGGACACUUCUAGGUGCCUGCAGCUUUCAUGGUGAUGUCGAGAUGGCUGAGAGGGCCACCAAGAGGAUAUUGGAGAUAGAGAGAGGAUAUGGAGGGGAUUAUGUGCUUAUGUACAAUGUCUUUGCUGGUGCUGGAAGGUUUAACGAUGCUGAGAGGUUGAGACAAUUGAUGGAUCAAACCACUGCGUCCAAGGUUCCAGGGCAUAGUUUGGUCUAACUCAUACAGGGAUUGAGAAAGGUGAAGGCAAGGUUGAUGUAGGAUCUUUGAUUGGAAGGAAUGAGGAGGGCUGAAUUGCAACCUACUCUUGAGCCAAUGCAGGGGAAAGAAUGAGGGGGCAAGCUAUCUUGAGAUUUCGAUAAGUUGAACUUGCUUGUCAUGCUUUGGCAUGACUCCCGAAUGCUUUUGCUGUUUGCCUCUGCACUCUGCUAGGCACAUGCAAUUAUGUAUCAUAGGAACAAUUCCUCAGCAUAUGUAGUAUGCUCAAUCUAUCUAACUUUGAAAGCUCAUGCAUCGUGCCUCACGAUUUGUUGGACAGCUGUGGGUGUUGAUACGCUGCUCUGUAUCUUGAAAGGAUUCUAUCCACCGUAUACAGCUUGUCCAUUGUAAUUUUUUUAAUCACACUAGUCUUGCAAGUUCUUCCAGAUAUGCUUUUUCAUUUUUCCAAUUCUAUAAUUCGCAUGGUGGUGCAGAAACUGAUAGCUUUCCCAUGAAAAAAUGGUCAUUCCCACAAAGGCAUGUGCUUUCACCAUUUUGAUUGAUGUAGAACUUAAAUAUGGCUGAUCUUUGAACCUCUUUGUGCUGUCUAUUUAUAUAAGCUAUUUGUUGAAAAAAUCUUCACUUCUGGUUUUUUUUUUUGGUCAAACACUUCUGGUUCAUGUAUAAGAAAGAUGUAGCAGAGCAGAACUGUGUCUUUCCACUCAUCGCUUCAAGUGAACUUUAGUGUUCCCAUUGAAACGGGUUUCCUUGUGAACUAUGAGAAUUAACAGAAGCAAAUAUUUUCAUUAUUGGAGCAAUUAUCCUGGUUUUUUAUUCCAUUAUGUAUCUUUCUUGUUCAAACAUGGUAGUUCGGAAUCUAAAUGUGAAGUUGAUGUGGACUGCCUUCUAUAUCAGAUUUGGCAAGAGAAACCUUAACCUCCAUAGCCAUGAUCAUUCUUUGUCUUCUAAAGGGGCGGUGGGCAAAUUAUAUUUGCUGAAAAAAUUAUUGGCAAUUAGAACAUGAGUGGUCUUGUUAUUUCUGAAAGUACUUUGUAACUUUGACGCUUUAAAAAAGAAAAGAAAAGCAGAGAGCUAUCUCUGAGAAUGCGAUGGAAUGUGCUAAGCUGAUAAUGGGCAGUCAGCUUGCACUUGCUCCUUUCUCAAUUUCACCUUGCUUCCUGUG
Messenger RNA from Syzygium oleosum, 2762 nucleotides. RefSeq names its product pentatricopeptide repeat-containing protein At1g09220, mitochondrial. The transcript is spliced from 3 exons. Gene Ontology annotation, molecular function: protein binding; RNA binding. The coding region runs from base 47 to 1600 and encodes 517 amino acids. The record is from RefSeq and is a predicted model, not a curated record. Lineage: Eukaryota; Viridiplantae; Streptophyta; Magnoliopsida; Myrtales; Myrtaceae. Gene Ontology annotation, biological process: RNA modification.